Brienomyrus brachyistius is the source of this 2030-nucleotide messenger RNA. RefSeq names its product myocyte-specific enhancer factor 2B-like. Lineage: Eukaryota; Metazoa; Chordata; Actinopteri; Osteoglossiformes; Mormyridae. Gene Ontology annotation, biological process: cell differentiation; positive regulation of transcription by RNA polymerase II; heart development. The transcript has 10 exons. Bases 201 to 1232 code for a protein of 343 amino acids. Gene Ontology annotation, molecular function: protein dimerization activity; RNA polymerase II cis-regulatory region sequence-specific DNA binding; DNA-binding transcription factor activity, RNA polymerase II-specific. The record is from RefSeq and is a predicted model, not a curated record.
UGAAUUACAAGCUCGAGCACCGACGAUUUUGACAGUUGAUCGCUGCAUCCCACAAAUAACUACAUGCGGGAUACACACUGUUGUCUUUUAAUAGGGUUGCCAGAGGACUGGGUCCAAGGAGCAGGAAGGGUGCCAAGGGAGGUCCGACGGAAUUGCAACAGAAUAAGAAGUUAUCCCAGAAAGUGACUGAUAGGACAGGAAUGGGAAGGAAGAAGAUAAAGAUCUCACAGAUUCAGGACCAGCGAAACCGACAGGUGACCUUCACGAAGCGCAAGUUCGGUCUGAUGAAGAAGGCGUACGAGCUGAGCGUGCUGUGCGACUGUGAGAUCGCCCUCAUCAUCUUCAACCACUCAAACCACCUGUACCAGUACGCCAGCAGCAACAUGGACCAGGUGCUGCUGAAGUAUACGGCGUUCAGCGAGCCUCAGGAAAACCGCACCAAUGCGGACAUACUGCAGACCCUGCGCCGGAAAAAUCUCACCAGCAGAGGGCAGCGGGAAGAGGAUGGCACACACACAAAUGCCCCAUGGUGCCAGGGGCUCGGUGCAGGAAUGGGGACAGCGCACUGCCACUUUCACAGACGCCAGAAUGUACAGGCUCUGGAUAGCCCUCCAGGGGGCUCCCUGCCCACUGAGAAUGGGGUUCCUUUUGUGGGGAUUGCCAAACCGAGCCCAGGGUCUCAAAGACUGCCAGCCGGCGCUCACUGCUCCUUAGUGAUGCCUCACUCAGGCUUCCCCCAUAGCAACUGGAGCCAAUCCCAGGAGAUGAAGAUGUCUGUCCCUUUCAGCGUGGGCGACAGUAGGAGAUCUCAGUCCUUCCAGCUUGAGGGGCAGCCCAGCCACAGCAGUGCAGUGAGAGAGCUGGUACCAACCCAGCGAAAAUUGGCCCAAGGGAAGACAGGGCUGCUGGGACACAGCCUGAGUGAAUACAACCUCUGCCUGAGCUCUGCAAGUCCACGAAACAGCGCGUUUGGCCCCUUGCGAGAAUCACACGACCAGGAAGAGCUUAUGUUGUCUAGCAGCCGGGGGGGGAUAUCCACAGGGGGGCGCCAUUUCUCUGCAGUGACCUCCACAGAAUCAGCGUUCCACUCCCAUUUCAACCUCAGCAUCAAAUCAGAGCGGCUCUCACCUGAGCUUAGCUUCUCUCCACACCCACCCCACACUCGCUACCCCAGUUCGGUGACUGGGGGUGUCGCCCCCAAAGGGGCGGCUCAGCCAAACUCUCACAUGUGAGAGAAACCCGGAUUCCCCGAGUAGCGGCUACAGGUCGCAGGACCUUGUCCUGCACACAAGGAGUUUCCAAGCGCUGCCUGUCUGAAAUAACGUCUCUACUGCCAGUCAUUCUAACUGAUGCCGCAGUUACAUUAUUGUUCUCUGGAGAUCGGAUUAAGGGAACUUUUAUAUACACUUUCGCUUUUAAAGUGCUUUUAAAGUGUUCUGUGCUGUACUUGCCGCAUGAUAUUGUAUACACAUUUAUAAAUAUAUAAUUUUAUUCAGUUUAACUGAACAAUUUUAAUAAUGGAUUUCGGAGACAUUGUUUUUACUUGACUAAUUAAAUAUAAUGUUUGCUAUUAUCUGUUUUUUUUUUUUUUUGUCUAUUUUCCCUAUAACUUUCCCUUCUAUAGUCACAUAUCUGCAUGAAAGCCCACAAGACGGCACCUUGGUCCCAUUUACGGUCCCAAUGCUAAUGGUUAUGCUAAUUCUACGCAGAUCAAAAGUUUGCCUUUCAUUAAUGAUUCCUUUAUUCUUGCUGACAAAAGAGACAUCUAAAGGAACAGCCUGGGAAAGUUUAACAGCUCAGUGUGGCGGUAUGGCGGUGUCUUAUUAGCUUUAAGUAAUGCACGGGCAGGAUGAAACAGGCGCACAAGCAGCCCCACUGUCUUUUCUCCUGCGACAAUGACGCUGCUUUUUUGCUUAGAUGAAAUUCGUUUUGGCUUUGUGCGCGUAAUUUUGAAACACAAGCGCAUUAAACAUUUAAUUACAUAAAUCAAGUAACACAAUACUAGAUUUUAAUAAAGUAUAUAUUAAUUA